AUGGUAGUCUACCGCGCACCCUGGUCUCUAUCGCUGCGAGAGCAGCAAUCUCUUGACUUUUUCCUCGCCGAGACAAAAACCCGCUUUCCAGCCGAGUUUUGCCGUCCAAUCUUGAAGGCAGCGAAUACCGAGGCGGUCUUGGCUCAUGCUGUCAUUUCGUUCGGGGCUCUUCAUCAGGCUUAUGAGUAUAGACCCGAUGGUGCUACUCGUGUGGAUUACACCCCUCUAGGCCAGUUUGCCACGUACCAGUAUGGGAAGGCGCUUCGGUUACUUCGAGCUCAAAGUCGGCGACCUCGAGGCUUGGAGACUCUCAUGCCGAGAGAAGAUAUCACACUUGCAUGCUGUGUGCUCUUUGCCUGUUUUGAGAGUAUCCGCGGCUGUCGCCGAUCAACAAUCAUUCACAUUACACGAGGACUGAAUUUGCUUCGACAAUACAAGACGUUACCGCAAUCGACCCAGGGGGCGUUGGUGCCAAAGCAGGUUCUCACAUCUUUGCUCACGCGACUAGACAACCAAUUAGUUGAACUACUAGGAACGAAAGUUUCAGUGACAAUUAAUGAUAAAAAUUAUGACAAGCAGGUCACCUCCGCUUUGGAAACGAUGGAGGAAAUUUGUGCUAGAGAGGAUUCCUACUGUUCCUUAGAUGGCCUGUUGAACAACAUUCUCCAUGAUCGAUUGAAUACAGCACUAGCUAUUGAGGGACGUGUAGUUCCUAAUCUACCUUCAGACCAGGGACGAGUAUCGCGAUAUUUAAAAGAGUUACAAAGUAAUUUCACUUCUGCAUCAACCCCCAAACAUCCAACUCCGGGAGAAGGAGAUUCAUACGACCAUGAUCCCGGUAUCAUGCAAAUAUGGUGCAUUCUUGGAAAUAUAUACGUAUCACUACCACUCACAAUGUUCCCUGAACAUGUUUGGGACCAAUACAUGGCUGAUUUUGGCUCUAUUGUUUCUCUUGCGGAAAAUUAUAUCAACCGAUCCAGAUCCCCCGGAAGAUCAUCACGAAGACAGACGUUUUCUUUUUCCCUUGGUAUUAUUCCUCCACUCUAUGUUGUGGCCAGUCGAUGUCGUGAUAGAGACAUUCGUCGUCGCGCAAUCACUUUAUUGAAGAAUUGUAAACGUCGAGAAAUUCUUUGGGAUUCGAAUAUGGCUACGGAGGCUGCAAUACAGGUUAUCAUGAUUGAAGAGAAUGGUGCAUCUACAGGAGAGAGUUGUGCCAGAAUUCACAAUGUCAAUGCCAUUCUCGAUGAUGAGGAUGGGGUCAGUUUUGAGUUCGAAAGAUCUAUAUAG
Messenger RNA from Talaromyces rugulosus, 1287 nucleotides. RefSeq lists its product as uncharacterized. NCBI's taxonomy places the organism in Eukaryota, Fungi, Ascomycota, Eurotiomycetes, Eurotiales, Trichocomaceae. The record is from RefSeq and is a predicted model, not a curated record. The coding region runs from base 1 to 1287 and encodes 428 amino acids. The transcript has 2 exons.